Molecule: messenger RNA, 708 nt
Organism: Lactuca saligna
Lineage: Eukaryota; Viridiplantae; Streptophyta; Magnoliopsida; Asterales; Asteraceae
Source: the annotation of a GenBank genome assembly
AUGGCCAACCGACCAACACGCUACCAACCCGGGAGUCGCUACGACUUUCCUUGGUACACUAUUCCACGAAAUGUUGGGCCCGAGAUUUAUACGAGAUGGAAUGCAAAGCUUGAUUGGCUAAAGCAACGAAAAGUUCAUGUGCUUGCAAUGGAACUAGUCAUCGAGUUUUUAGCAAGGGUUUCUUUUGCGAGGAAGGAUGGCAUUUAUGCUGACAACAACCUCACGUUUUGCCUCGGCGACGAGAGGCACGCUCUUAGCCUUGCGGAUUUUGCACUAAGGAUGGAGAUUUACCUCCCGUCCGAAGUUCAUUCUGAAUCUUGUCAACAAUAUAUUGCAGUUUAUGAUAAGGGAACUGCUCAAGAGAGUGACAUCUUCUCUUCUGUCCAUCGAUUGUUGCACCGCCUAAUCACCAAAACUAUUAAUCAACAACAAGAAAGGGAUACGUGUCCAACUAUAGACGUAUUUUUCUUAUGGGCUCUUACUUCCGACAAUACUCAUGUAGACCUACCAUUUCUGUUGGUGGAUUUUCUUGCGAUCCAGGCGGAAAAAGAUAGGCGAGAGUCUCCAGUAUAUGGUGAUGACACUCCACGAGGCCGAGUUCCGAGGUGGGUAAGACAAAUGGGAAAUGAACCUAAAGGAGAGGAGCCACCAGUUUUCCCAACCAAUGAUGAGAUGCCCAUGAAUCCUUAUUGCUAUGAGGAGGUUUGA